Molecule: messenger RNA, 1387 nt
Organism: Boleophthalmus pectinirostris (great blue-spotted mudskipper)
Lineage: Eukaryota; Metazoa; Chordata; Actinopteri; Gobiiformes; Gobiidae
Product: coiled-coil domain-containing protein 112
Exons: 12
Coding region: 17-1294 (425 amino acids)
Source: RefSeq, a predicted model, not a curated record
AAAAGUGGAUGGACAGAUGUUUGUGCAGAAGUGGAAGAAUACGAGAAAGUCCUGGAUGGAGAGAGAAAAACAGAAAGUUGAGGCAAAUUUUAAAAAGAAGUUGUUAAAGAUCCAAAAUGGUGUCCGAAAAUUCCAGUUGCAGCUGACAGACGUGAAACCAACUCCUGAGUUGAUAGAAAAAUUGAAAGAAAUCAUGUCUGAAGUGGAAAGUUCAAUCAGCAGUCUAAAGGAAGAACAGCGAAACAAAUUUGAAGAACUUCUAAAAGAGGAGAGGGCUUACAGACAAGAGAUCACUGCUUAUGAGAAGAAAAUUGAAAACUGGAGUGUUAGUGUUAGAACAGAGAGCAGACCCCAGACGUCAACCAUUUCAAAGACCAGACUUCAGGACCGAGACCUCCCCUCUGAAGUGAGAGCUCUGGAGUUGUACCUGAACAGAACCGGAGGCUCCAGUGGAGGCUGGGAUCAGUUUGACCACCAGGCUUUUCUAAAGGUGUGGACAAAGUUUCGUGGUCAGCCGGCGUACAGGAAAGAGGCGAAGCUGUACCUGCCCAGUAAAACAGAGGAGGAGAUAGAAGAACAUGAGGAAUGGUACAAAGAACUGAUCCACCUGCAGGACAAGAAGAAAGAGGCGAUCCAAAGAUGGAAGACGAGUCGGCAAAUGGAGCGUGAGAGCAGGAUGCAGAGCCAAGAGGAGACAGACAAGGUCAAACGAAAAGAGAAAACAGCCAUCAUCCAAGCCCAGAGGCAGAAAGCUGAAGAAGAAAAGAGGGAAAAGUUGCUGCAGCUGGAGAAGUGGAAGAAAGAACAACAGAUGAGAGAGGAGGAGGAGGAGCAGCAGAGACUGGCCGAGGAAAUCAGACGGCAGAAGCGAGCCAAGGAAGAACGUCGUCGUCAAUUAGAAGUGAAACUGAUUGUAGAGGAGCAGCUCAGACUGAAGAGAGAGGAAGAGGAGGAGGAGCAGAGGAGGAAGAGAGAGGAAGAAAUGAGAGAGACGGAGGAGAGGAGGAGAGAGGCUACGAGGGGGAUCAAGAAGUUCAACGAAAGGGACCUACUUAAAGUGGAGGCAAAGUUUCAUGAAAGACAAAUGCAGAAACAACAGGAGGAGGACAGACAGAGAAGAAUCAUUUCAAAGCUUCGGGAAAAGGUGGAGGGUCACGUGAGCAGAGACCCGUCCAGACUGACCCGUCCCACUAAAGGAUGGGAGGAACGGAUGAAAAACAUUGGUCCAUCAGGGUCAGGGCCUGUUCUACACAUGUACCACAGAGCUGUGCCCACUUGGAGACAAGGACUAUGAAAUCUACUGGAUGUCACCGAAACUAUUUCUUUAUAAUUAUUCAGUCAAUCUGUAGUUAUAUUGAAUGUUAUUUAUAUUAUUGUGUAAAUAAAU